Messenger RNA from Micromonas pusilla CCMP1545, 1431 nucleotides. RefSeq lists its product as uncharacterized. Lineage: Eukaryota; Viridiplantae; Chlorophyta; Mamiellophyceae; Mamiellales; Mamiellaceae. The transcript has a single exon. The record is from RefSeq and is a predicted model, not a curated record. Bases 1 to 1431 code for a protein of 476 amino acids.
AUGCCCACGCCGACGCCGCUGCCGUCGCCCUCAGACCCGCCGCCGGACCCGUCGCUGCACGCUCGGCACGCCACCGUCGAGCGCGUCAUCGACCCGGAGUACUGGCGCGCGAUCUGUCCAGGCCUCUCCGUCGACGCAGCAGAUCCCGCGACGAUCGCGCCGGCAUCGUUCGCGUCCGCGGCGCCCGGCACCGCGCUGCACGCGCUCGGACGCGCGGCGCGAGACCGCGUCCUGAGAGACGGAUUCGCGAAGCUUCCCGCGGCGCCUCUGCGGCUGCGCGACGUCGCGGACGUGCGUCUGCUCGCGGCGUCCGCGAUACGCCUCGCGCAGCACGGAUGGAACCCGUCGUUCCUGCUCGCGUUCGACGAGACGUGGAUGGUGGCCGCGCAGCUCGCGGAGGUGGUCGCGCUCGUCACCGGCGGGAACAGGCUCAACUUCGACGCGCUGUGCUGGCACGUGGACCCGGUGGACGACGGCGACGGCGUCGACGACGCGUCGACCACCACGACCGCGUUCUCGCCGCACCGCGACCGGCAGCCCGACGACGCGCCCGCGACGUUCCGCGACGACGGCACCGCCAUGUACGCCACCGCGUGGAUCCCGUUCACGGACGCGACGACCGAGAACUCGUGCCUGCACUUCAUCCCGCGGCCGCACGACCCAGGGUACUUCGUGGGCGACGACGACGACCCGGACGCGAUGGAUAAGGACCCGCUGCGGCUGUGUCUGCCGAGCAAGGAGGCGUAUCAGAACAUCGCGGCGGCGCCCGCGGAGGCGGGCGCCGCGGUCGUCUUCACGCAUCGCGUGAUUCAUUGGGGCGGACGCGGGCGAGGCGGCCUGAGCUGGGCCAGCGCGGACGGCGAGGAGAGCAGUUGCCGAGUGGAGCCGCGCGUGUGCGUCUCGUUCGGGUUCGCGGACGACGCGUACGAGCCGGCGUACAUGUCGAGGGCGGACAACGCGCCGUUCCCGCCGUUGCGACGGAGGCUGGCGCUGAUCGCCGCGCAGAUGAUCGUAUAUCACGAGCGGUUCCCGUUCGAUCUCAGGGCGCUGACGCUGUUUCAUCAGCUCGCGACGCGCGAGGGCGCGGAGGGGGUGUUAGAGAAGGGGUACAGGAAGAAGGUGAUGUACGAGUACGUUCGCGCGGCGGCGGCGCUGGGGAGCGGCGGCGGGGAGAAGAAGCGCGGGAAGAGGAAGGACGACGGCGACGACGACGACGACGACGACGACGAUGACGACGACGCGUCGGACGACGACGACGGCGACGAAGACGACGCGAUGGAGCGCGCGUUGGACGCGAUGUUAGACGCGAAGAUGGAGGGCGGCGGCGACGAUUUCGAGGACGAUUUCGACGAUUACGAGGACGGCGUCUUGGAGGACGAAGACGGCGCGUCGCUUCUCGAGCCCGAGUCGAAAAAGAAAAGGCGACGGUAG